Aspergillus pseudoviridinutans is the source of this 1782-nucleotide messenger RNA. RefSeq lists its product as uncharacterized. The transcript has 3 exons. The record is from RefSeq and is a predicted model, not a curated record. Lineage: Eukaryota; Fungi; Ascomycota; Eurotiomycetes; Eurotiales; Aspergillaceae. Bases 1 to 1782 code for a protein of 593 amino acids.
AUGACAGCUGGAGACAGCAGACCCACGCGCAUCCUGUUUGUGAAUGGCCCAUCGCUGGGCCGGAGAGACUCCGAGUCCCGGAACACGCGCUCAUCAUUGAUCCGCCGCCUGAUCCAAGAGAAACGUACUAGAUACCGACAGGAGGAAGAAGCCAGGCGAGGGUUAUUGAUUGCUCAACGCCAGGCACGGUACUUAGCGGUGCGUUGGUGUGUCUGUGCUGGAACGGUCAAGGACCAGGCCCAAAGCCAGGGGAAGCGUCGCAGGCCUUCGGAGACUAUAAUCCCAGAGGCCGGAGCUAGCCUAGCGGUGCCACAGACGMAAAACAUUGAUGGAACUCUCUUCGGCAUGUGCCGCACGUGCGGAGGAUUGUGUGUGCCCAUUCCAAUGCAAAGCAGCAACGCACCGACCCUAUGUCUGAGUCCCGUCACUGGCAGGGCAGACCCCUUUUCUUCGGUGGAUCCAAACCUUGGGCCUGGAGUGGAGAGCUUACUCCAGCAUGCGGUUCUGGACAUCUGGCCGAAUUUCCGCCAUGCAGAUUACGCGGGGAGAUGCUACUACUCAUGGGUGUCCACGAAUAUGGAAAACAAACUGGUGAUCUACAGCACACUAUGGGCUGCUUCAUGUCAUCGCGACGUUCUGCGCAUCAGCUACGGAUCCAAUCCAGUGCUGGACGUCCAGGACCAGCUGUACUAUAAGGGGCGUGUCCUAAAGCUACUACACGGCCAUGUAGCAGACUUUACCAAAGAAGAAUGGCGAGAUGGAGUUAUUAUGGCGAUCUUAUACCUGGCUGUCAAUGAGGCUAAGAGACGUGACCUGAGCCGCGAUCCAAGCCCUUUCACACCACCAUUCAUGGACAUGCAGUCCCUGUCAUUCUAUGGCAGCCGGGACUACCACACGCUGCAUUGGAAUGUCAUUUGUAAUCUGCUGAGCCAGCUGGGUGGGAUCCAGUCCAUCAAGCUGUUUGCACUGGGCUGGUUGACAUCAAUUGCGGAUCUGAUGAAUGCGGCCCACUCUUUGACCAAACCGUGUUUCCCCAUGGUUGAUGUUGAAGGCAACGUGAUCGACUUUUCAACCCCUCUGCACGUCUUUCCCUUCCCAGACGAGUCGUCUAGGAAGAUGAAUCUUGGCUUUAAGUAUCUGCUGUCCACCCGACCACCAGUGAAAGAGGCCAUAGUAGAUGCCUUCCUCCUCCUCAGCGAAUACUCCACACUGGUACAAUGGUAUCAUAAUCAACUCCUCGAUCCGCCAAAUUGCGACCGCUUCGCCGAUAUUCGCAACCAAGUUCAUCAUAAAUUAUUCAGCUUGCCAGAUGAGCACGACCCCGUGGAAACCGUGCUUGAUAUGUGUGAGCUAUCCCCAGAUGACUUCUCUGUGUCUCUUGAGUUGUACCUUACCUCCCGGUUGGCUGCGCAUCUUUAUGCAACGCAUGUUACCUUCCCUGUCCCCCGAUCCUCCCUGCUCCGUGCGGCGAUCAUUCCGCACCUUGCCGGCAAGCUUGACCAACUGACAAAGAUGGGGUCCAAUGAGUUAGUGCUAUGGUGUGCUACCAUAGCGGCCAUAGCGGCGGAAGAGACACCAGAGUACCAUCAGCUAACUGGACAUGUUGAAGGCCUAUGUCGGGAGUUGAAGGUCACAUCUUAUGUAUGCUUUGUCGAGAUUUUGCAAUCCUUUGCUUGGGUGGAAAUCGCAUGCUCGGAGGGAUGUCGCCGACUGUGGGAGAAAUUAGCGUUCACCAGAGGCGGCCAGCGUCUGGAGAUACAGUGGGGGUUCAAAAGUAUUUGA